Molecule: messenger RNA, 2094 nt
Organism: Diorhabda sublineata
Lineage: Eukaryota; Metazoa; Arthropoda; Insecta; Coleoptera; Chrysomelidae
Product: protein MTO1 homolog, mitochondrial
Exons: 10
Coding region: 61-2049 (662 amino acids)
Biological process (GO): tRNA wobble uridine modification; tRNA methylation
Cellular component (GO): cytosol
Molecular function (GO): flavin adenine dinucleotide binding
Source: RefSeq, a predicted model, not a curated record
AGGCCACUGAGAACUAAUAAAGAAUAAUUCUAACCUAACUUUAAAAAUCAAUAAUUUGAUAUGUUUACUAUUUUAAAAAAAAGCGGUACGAAAACUAUAAAAAACUUUUAUUUUCGUUAUUUUUCCGUUGAAAAAAAAUAUGAUGUUAUCGUUAUUGGAGGCGGGCACGCUGGAACCGAAGCUUCUUCUGCCGCAGCGAGAAUGGGGGCCCAUACCUUACUUAUUACUCAUAAAAAAGAAACAAUAGGUGAAAUGUCUUGUAAUCCUUCUUUUGGAGGUAUCGGAAAAGGGCAUUUGAUGCGAGAAAUAGAUGCAUUGGAUGGAGUGUGUAGCAGAAUUUGUGAUAUAUCCGGUGUACAGUACAAAGUGCUUAAUAAGCGAAAAGGACCUGCAGUUUGGGGUUAUCGCGCUCAAAUCGAUAGGAAUUUAUAUAAACAAAACGUUCAAAAAGAAUUAUUCAUCAAUACUCCAAACUUAGAUAUCAUGGAAGCUCCCGUUGAAGAUUUAUUGAUAGAAAAUCGAAUUUUCAGUGAACAAUGUUGUGUUAACUGCAAAGGAGUUGUUCUUAGAAACGGCACGAAAGUGUAUGCUAACAGUGUUGUAAUAACCACUGGUACUUUCUUAAAUGGCCAGAUAAACAUGGGGCUAAAAGUAUAUCCUGCAGGAAGAAUAGGUGACGAACCGUCUAUAGGUUUAGCGAAUACUUUGGGUGUUUUGAAGUUACGAAUGGGUAGAUUGAAAACAGGAACACCGCCAAGACUCAAAGCAGAUACGAUAAAUUAUAAAAUUUGUGAGGUGCAGCUUGGAGACGAUCCACCACUUCCUUUUUCAUUUAUGAAUGAUGAAGUAUGGAUAAAAUCAGAAGAUCAAUUAAAAUGUCACCUGACAAAAACUACUCUAGGUGUGGAAAAAGUUGUUAAAGAAAAUCUUCACGUGAAUAGGCAUGUUAUGGAAGAAACAAGGGGGCCGAGAUAUUGUCCUAGUAUCGAGUCUAAAGUUUUGAAGUUCUCGGGCAGGGAACAUCAGGUAUGGUUAGAACCAGAAGGUCUUAACAGUGAUGUUAUUUAUCCCAAUGGUUUAUCCUGUACCUUACCAGAAGAGUUCCAAUGGGACCUUAUAAGGAAUAUCAGAGGUCUUGAAAAUGCUGUUAUAAUACGACCAGGUUAUGGUGUGGAAUAUGAUUAUGUAGAUCCCAGAGAAUUAAAACCAACCCUAGAGGUUAAAAAAGUUGGCAGUUUGUUUUUGGCUGGACAAAUCAAUGGUACAACUGGAUACGAAGAGGCUGCUGCUCAGGGGGUUCUAGCAGGAAUUAAUGCAGCGGCUAAGGCUUUAAAGAAGCAUACCUUGGUAAUUAGUAGAACAGAGGGUUACAUAGGUGUAAUGGUUGACGAUUUAACAACUCUAGGUACCACGGAACCCUACAGAAUGUUUACUAGUAGGUCAGAGUUUCGUCUUAGCCUUCGACCGGACAACGCCGACCAAAGAUUAACAGCAAAAGGUUACAGUAUCGGUUGCGUUUCUAAAGAACGAUACGAAAGGAUGAUUAAAGUACAAAAUCAACUCGAAAACGGCAUUACACUAUUAAAAAAUGUAUGCAAAACUGCCUUGCAAUGGAGACAAUUACUAAAAUUGACACCUAGUAGAAGUCAUUUACAAAAAAGUGCUUUUGAUAUGAUUGACAUAAAUAACGAAAAAAUUACUAUUAGUAUGUUGGCUAAAGUCGCUCCGGAGUUAAGUCCUUUAACCCUCGACUCAGCUUUAGAAUCCCGUCUUCAUAUCGAAGCCCUUUACGAAGCCGCUGCCGAAGAUCAAGCUGAAGAAGUACUAGAAGUCCAAAAAAAUGAAUCACUCAUAAUUCCUGAUGAUGUCGAUUACAAUUCCGAAACGCUUAACCUCAGUUUUGAAGAAAGGGAAAAGUUGUCGAUUGCUCAACCCCAAACAAUCGCAGCUGCUAGUCGAAUCCCUGGAGUGACACCUUCUUCUUUAUUUCGCUUGCUUAGAUUCGUAAGACAACAAAAAUUGAAUAAUUUGAACAAUUUAAAUUUGUGAAAAUGUUUUUGAAAUAGUUUGAAUAAAAUAAUUUCUUAAAAUAAA